Messenger RNA from Hemisphaericaspora subhashii, 207 nucleotides. RefSeq names its product translocon subunit. Gene Ontology annotation, biological process: post-translational protein targeting to membrane, translocation; protein targeting. The record is from RefSeq and is a predicted model, not a curated record. Gene Ontology annotation, molecular function: transmembrane protein transporter activity. NCBI's taxonomy places the organism in Eukaryota, Fungi, Ascomycota, Pichiomycetes, Serinales, Debaryomycetaceae. Bases 1 to 207 code for a protein of 68 amino acids. Gene Ontology annotation, cellular component: membrane; Ssh1 translocon complex. The transcript has a single exon.
AUGGCUGCUGAAGGAUUAGAAAAGAUUACUGAAGUUCCAGUUGAAUUCUUUAAAGAUGGAAGUGCAUUCGUUAAGAAAUGUACAAAGCCAGACCAAAAGGAAUACUUUAAGAUUAUUAGAGCUGUAGGUAUUGGAUUCAUCAUGAUGGGUGUUGUUGGUUAUGCUGUUAAAUUGGUACACAUCCCAAUUAGAUACUUGAUUGUUUAG